AUGGACCCUCGUGAUCGCCCGGGGCCAUCUCGCACUCCGCGACCGGUUCGCCAGCUUCAACGUGUUUUUGAAGAUCCCGGCCGUCCAAUGUCACCAGCCGCCGUUCAGCAAGCCAGGGAGACGCUAGCCGCUCGUAUGCGCAGAUCUCGUGACGAGCCCUACGACCCGAACCGCUACCUGCCCGACGAGUUGAAGCCGCUCAGGGACAGACGGCUUCCGCCCCAGAUUCGCCAAGUCGCCCCCGAGUCCUACGACGCUUACAUGAAAUUCCUGGGCACGGAGAAGCGUGUCGACACCUUCUUGGCCCGGAAGAAGCUUGAAAUGGGGCGCAAAAACCUGGUCGUGCCGCGCACCCUCCGCGUUUUCGUCAGUCACCAAUUUUUCCCGGGUGACGAGGACGGGAAGUUGCCAAUGUGGGAAUUGCGAGUGGAGGGCCGACUUUUGGGGCUGGAUGGCCAGGUUGAGGAUGAUGAACAGCGUCGCCAGAAAUUCUCUACGUAUCUGAAGAGCCUGGUGCUGGAGCUGGAUCGGGAGAUGUAUGGGCCGGACAAUUGCUUGGUCGAAUGGCAUCGAUUCCCGAACUGCAAUGAGACCGACGGGUUUCAGAUAAAACGCCCGGGCGACCGUCCUCUGCGCUGCAAUAUCCUGAUACUCCCGCUAAAUCCCCAAGCCAAGCUACAACUCAAGCCGAUGCUCCAGCGACUUCUCGGCAUCCAUUGCGAUACCCGUGACAAUAUUCGCGUGGCUCUUUGGGCGUACAUAAAAACGCACAAGCUGCAAGACGCCCAGGAUCAUAUCUGGAUCAACAACGACCGCUGGUUGCAGCAGAUUUUCGGAUGUGAGAGGAUGAGAUUUUGCGAUAUUCCACAUCUGCUACAACCACACCUAAAGGCGCCCGAACCGGCACGCAUCAAUUAUCGCAUCGAAAACAAGGGCCCCGGCACGGUGACGAGCUGCUAUGAUAUAAAUAUCGACGUUGGGAAUGUGUUGGCCGAAAACCUCAACCAUUUCAAUCAGGCCUACACAAAUCAAGCGGACAUGCUCCUCGUCAACUUCAAAAUUGAUACGAUGCUGAAGGAGAUUAUCGAGAAGCUGAAGACGUUCAAUUUCUACACCGAAUUCGCCCAGGAUCCACGAAGAUUUGUGAACAAAUGGGUGCGGACACAGUCGGCAGAGCUGCGGGCUUUUUCUGAUCUGCCUGGCGGUAGUGAGGCGGACCGGAUGGCCGAGACGUAUCAACAGCCCGCAUUUGAGGAGGCUGUCGGCCGGUAUUUAUACAUGAAAAUCAACGAGAAGCGCGGCGAGGUAAAAUGGGACGAUCGUCGAAGGGCCAUGGAGAAGAGCUACGUGCUGGUCAUCGUCUCGAGGAGCCGUUCUUCGAUUGACAAGUUCUACUCGGUCGCCUCGCCCGUCACCUACAUGCUCAGCUCCAGCGAUCGAGAGGGAUUU
This is a messenger RNA of Mesorhabditis spiculigera, 1449 nucleotides long. NCBI's taxonomy places the organism in Eukaryota, Metazoa, Nematoda, Chromadorea, Rhabditida, Rhabditidae. The record is from the annotation of a GenBank genome assembly.